Colletotrichum tamarilloi is the source of this 846-nucleotide messenger RNA. RefSeq lists its product as uncharacterized. The record is from RefSeq and is a predicted model, not a curated record. The transcript is spliced from 2 exons. NCBI's taxonomy places the organism in Eukaryota, Fungi, Ascomycota, Sordariomycetes, Glomerellales, Glomerellaceae. Bases 1 to 846 code for a protein of 281 amino acids.
AUGAUUCCCCCAUUGGCACUGACAUUCACCAUUCACCAUUCACCGCUCGCCUUAUCGCUCCGGCCUCCGGUACCUGACGGGCGUCCUCUCCCGUGUGAACCUCCCCUCCCAAUUCUGCGCAAUCCAUUCACAAACCAAGAGGGGUCACCAGGUACCAUACCUGUCUUGGCUUUUCCACUGCCAGGUUCAGCCCAGUCGUCACACCCUCUCGCCCCGAAUUCUGACUCUUCGCUAUCCCCAUCUCGGCAUCUUUCCCACCUCGUGCUCUAUGUACUGACACUGGAGCUUCCUCCCUCUGUUCUGCCCAAGAGAAGGGGGGGGGGGGGGAGACAUCGAGAUCCCCACGGAAUCCGCUCCGGCGAUCAAAUUUUUACCCUCACUUCCCUGUGCCAGACGAUAUGGAGUAAUUCAUGGAAUCGAAAUUCAGAGACACAUGGCAGAAAUGCAACAGAGUUUUCGUCAUUCUCUGACUACUCUUUUGUCUUCUUGUUCCUCAUUCUCGUGCGUUUCCCGGCCCGGGCGCAACUGCCAGCUCACACCCGUUGGAUGUUUGAUGGGACUCUCAUCUGUCCGUUUCAAUGCACAAACGCAAACGUUCGCAGCGGACCACAACCCGCGCGCCGCUGCAUCGCACUACUGUACUCCGUACGGCUGCGUUCCUCUCCAUCAUUUCCCUCUCAUAGACUGUCACUCUCAUUCUGGUACCCCCGGAGCGUGUAUCCCUGCCUGCUCGAUAUCAAUAGCGCUGCUUUUGAUAUACCCGCUCAAAGUGCCGGCCGUUCUCCCAUUCUCAUUCCCAUUUCAUCUCUGAUUCAGUACCGACCUGGUCCGGCGUGUCGUCUCUAG